Messenger RNA from Paramecium sonneborni, 2228 nucleotides. The record is from the annotation of a GenBank genome assembly. NCBI's taxonomy places the organism in Eukaryota, Ciliophora, Oligohymenophorea, Peniculida, Parameciidae.
AUGAAAGAACAUUAAGGGUUAAUGACAAAUGAAUUUCAACCAAUCAAAUAAAAGUACUUUUUACAUGAGAAAGAGCAAGAAAAAUAACAUCCUUUUGUAGAGAGUUUGUAAGAGUACUUCUAGAUAUUUCGAAGACGAAUAAUUUUGCAAAUAUUUUUGUGUAUAUUGAAAAUAAUAUAGCUCAUAGCAUUCUUCUUUUUAGCCCUUAUAAUUCCAUCCAUAAUACUAUAGGCAGAUUAUAUUGAAUUAGAUGUAUCUAAGAAUGGAGCAACAUUUUAGAUGGAAUAAACUUGGGAUCCUCCAAUUAGUAUAUAAGUGUUUUCUAAAACUGAUAUUCUCUUAUUGGAUGUUUAAUUGUCAUUAGAUGGAAAAGAGAUAACAGAAUUUACAAUUUAUGAACGAUUGGAUAUCAAUACUGAAUACAACUUGGCUAGUAAUACAACUUACAGUUUUAGUAAACUAAAAUAUUUUAAUGAGGCAGCAGUUAGAUUGAUGGCAUAAUUCAACUUUGUACCCACCUCUUAUUUGAUUAUCGUAGUUGUAAUGCUUGUUAUCUCCCUUUUGUACUCUAUCCUUACAUACAUUCGCUAUAAAUAACUUUGAUCUUUUAUUGUGUUUAGUUUCUUCUUUUGUUUCAAGUGAAUCAUACCUCAUUUUAUUCUAUUUAUUCAAUUUAUACAUAAUAUUACAAAUUUUACACAAAAUUACUACUAUCUUAAUAUAAAUCUUGUAUUUUUAUGUUAUCAUAACUUAUUUAGAAUUUCUGAUUUAAACUAAUUAUCAAAAUCUAUGUUGUUAAUGAGCUUCAUAAUAUUAAGGUAUAAAAUUGAUAGUUCAUACUAUAAUGUAAUUAAUGUAAUAUUAUUUAUUAAUAAUCAUAGGUAAUCCAAGAAUAAAAUAAGAUUGACUAAGAUAAAUAAUAAAUAUAUAUAUAUAUAUAUGUAAUAACAAGCAGAAGAAUUAGAUUAAUUUAAACAAAGCUUAAAUAAUUAAUCAACUAUUCCCUUCCUUCAACAAGCACUAACUUAAGAUUAAUUAUUAGCAUAAAAUGCACGUCUUCUAUAACAAUUACAAGAAUAGUAAAGAAUGUUCAAUUUGCAAAGUCUUUUAGCAUAAAGUGUUCUGCAAAAUCCGUUUAUAAAUUAAUAAAUCACUUAGGAAAGUAAAAAGAUCAAGAAAACUAAAUCAACACUUUAGCGAAUUUAAUCUAAUGCUAGUCUAAAAGAAUAAGCCUCACAAUUAUAGGAAAUUAAAGGUAACGUCAAGAACGCAUAUAUAAAAAAAAUUACCUCUUUGCUUAGUGUUGAAGGUGAGAGAUUAUUAGAUGAAGAAUUAUAAGAAGAUUUACAAGAAGACAGUUCAUCAGAAGAAGUAUAGAAGGAAUAGAAAUUUAGUUUAGCUGGAUUAUUAGGAUCUGCUAAUGAUUUAUUAAGUGUUGAAUCAAAGAAUAAACGAUUAAGAUAAAGUGCUAAGAAUUCACGUUUAAGAAAAAAAGUAUAUUUGAAGUUGCUAGAAAAAAAAGUAACAUUAAAUUAAAAUAAAUAGGUCUCUGACUUAGAUUAAUAAAUUUAGGAAUAUAAAAAAACAACUAAACAAUCUUUUGAGUAUUUAACCUAAAUACUAUCAUCCCAUCCAAUUUUAAACAGUAUGAUUGUUGGAAAUUCCAAUGCAAUUGAUCAAAUUACAUAAUGCAAUCAAUCAGAUCAAGCUUAACUUAUUUUAGAUUCAUAUUUAGUAUUUUUCAUUUCUAUAAAUUAUUAGAUGAGAUUUGGUACAUGUGGAAUCAAAAGAAGAGACUACCUUAAAUAUGCAGUUAAAAAUAUUCAGAGAAAUUUCUUAAAAGGAAACUAUGGGUUAUAAUUGAUUAGUUUCAAACAUGAAGUUAAAAAUUGUAUUAUAAUUUAUAUAAAUUAAGAUGAUGAUGAAUUUAAUAACUACGUAGAAAUUGUUAAAAAACAAUGUAAACUAGAUGAUGAAAAUUUAAUUUAUAAAGUAUUGCCAAUUAUAGAUAAAUUAUUAAACCAUAGAAAGAUAUCCUAAUAGUAUUGUCAUUUAUUAUUAUUAGAUUAUUAUUAAAGCUAAAUACAGAAAUGAAAAAAUUGAAAUUAAUACAAUUUGAAGUGGAAGAGAAUGUUAAUCAAUUUACUCAAUUAUUAACACCCAUUUAAUAAAUUGAAUUAAUCAAAAAUGUAGAGAAACUAGCAACUUUCAAUAGAUAACUUAAAUGA